Messenger RNA from Puma concolor (puma), 660 nucleotides. The record is from RefSeq and is a predicted model, not a curated record. Lineage: Eukaryota; Metazoa; Chordata; Mammalia; Carnivora; Felidae.
AUGAGCGAGUACAGUUUAUGUUGCCAUAAAAAAAGUGCCUUUUAUCCUCAAGCUGGUACAGGGGUCUCAGGAAACACCUUACUUCUUUUCCUCCACAUUUGAGUUUUCCUUGUGGGACCCAAGCCCAAGUUCACUGACCUGACCAUUACCUACUUAGCUAUAAUAUAUAUAAUGGUACUCCUCACCAUAGGGUUCUUUGUGUCUACAGACAUUUUGGGGACACGGGAUAUCCAGAGUGACUUCAAAUGUAAAGUGAUUGUCUUCCUUUACAAGGUGCUGAGGGGACUCCCCAUUUGGGCCACCUGCCUUUUGAGUGUGCUUCAGGCCAUCACCAACAUCCCCAGCAGCUCCUGCUUCGCUAAAUUCACACUUAAAUCUCCAAAUCCCAUCCUGUUUCUUUCUCUUCUUAUGGAUCCUGAACAAUGUAGCAACCUGUUCCUCCAUGCUGUAGACAUGCCCACAAGGGUUUCUCUCCAAGAAGCUCUCCAGAAAAAAAGGGCUACUCAGAUGAUUCUGCUGCUAGUGAGUUGUUUUGUGAUCAUAUACUGUGUGGACUUCAUCAUUUCAUUUUCCAUGGUCAUGACAUGGACAAAUGACCCAAUCUUGGUGUGUAUCCAGAUGCUCGCGGCCAAUGGCUAUGGCACAGUCCUUCGGUGUUAA